Messenger RNA from Bactrocera latifrons, 418 nucleotides. RefSeq lists its product as uncharacterized. NCBI's taxonomy places the organism in Eukaryota, Metazoa, Arthropoda, Insecta, Diptera, Tephritidae. The record is from RefSeq and is a predicted model, not a curated record. The coding region runs from base 71 to 418 and encodes 115 amino acids. The transcript has 2 exons.
AAAUUACAUAUUCCACGUAAAUCUUCAAUUUUAUAACCUAACAGAAAAUUUUUAUUUAUUCAUGUUUUGAAUGCUUUUAGGUGAGAAACUAAAGGCCCGUUGGCGGACCCUACGGGAUAAAUUUUACAAAGAUAUAAAAAAGAGACCAUCAGGAAGCGGCGUGUAUUCGCCACACAAAAAGUGGAAGUGGAUGGAGAGCUUAAAAUUUUUAAAGGACGUUGAAAUGGACAACAUGAAAACACAAGGUAAUUAUGGCACCGUAACGACUGAAGGUGACGACUCCUUUCUCAGCGACUUCUGUGAAUCCGCCUGUAGCAGUGUUAAUCUAAAUAUUUUUCCUCAAUCACUGCAGACACAGACACAGACACAGACGCAGACACAGACACAGUUUUUGUUAUUUCAGCGCAAACAUUUUUGA